AUGUCAGGAAAAUUAGACCAGAGCCUUGAUGAGAUCCUCAGCACCCGUCGCAAGACCGCAGGCCGUCGUGGACGCGGAGGUCGUCGCGCAGGAAAUGGAACGACGAAAGCAGCCACAGCGGCUCCCGUAGGAGGCAUCCAGAAGAACACAAGAGGUGCUAAGACGGCACCUGCAAAGGGCGCAGUUCCAAAUGGUCCAGCUUCAGGGAGUGGAGAGUCGAAGAUCAUCGUGAGCAACUUGCCCUCCGAUGUGAAUGAGUUCCAGAUCAAGGAGUAUUUCAGCAAGUCCGUUGGCCAUGUCAAGAAAGCCAUGCUCACCUAUGGACCUAACGGUGUGAGCCGCGGCAUUGCAACUAUCGUCUUCAGCAAAUCAGCCAGCGCCAACGACGCUCUCAUUCAACUCAACGGAAUGUUGGUCGACAAGCGUCCCAUGAAGAUUGAGGUCGUCCUCAAUGCAUCCAUAGCCGCAGCAGUUCCUGUCAAAGGAUUGGGCGAUCGCGUAACACAAGGCAAGAGCCAGCCAAAGUCCGCUGCCCCAAAGCCUGCGACCAAUGGAACAGCUACUCGUGGAGGACGAGUUGGAGGACGUGGCGCACGUCGUGGCCGCAAUGCCGGACGUCCCAAAGCGAAGACUGCAGAUGAGCUUGACGCAGAAAUGGUUGACUACUUCGACGCCAAUGCUGCAAAUGGUACAGCGGCCACUACAGAUGCCGCCGCUACUAUGAACGGCGCUGCUGCACCAGCUACGAAUGGAGAGGAGAUUGGCAUGGACGAGAUUUCCGCGAUUCAAGCGCCCGGUCACUACACCCAGCAUCAGCAGAGCCUUGUCAUCGCAAUAUCACAAGACUUCAUCAUGAAAACCCAGUCCAGCUCCGUCGACAUUGGAAAAGCCCGGUUACGGUCCUACAAAGCCUGCUGCGGUGUACUCGAUUGGAUUCCAUACAGCCAUGCUGCUCCUCAUCUAUAUGACCUGUCCGUCGGCGCUACGUACAUCAUUCACUGGGUCCAAGUGUCUCCCACUCAUCCCAGCUAUUCCUGA
Messenger RNA from Letharia columbiana, 1038 nucleotides. RefSeq lists its product as uncharacterized. Lineage: Eukaryota; Fungi; Ascomycota; Lecanoromycetes; Lecanorales; Parmeliaceae. Gene Ontology annotation, molecular function: mRNA binding. Gene Ontology annotation, cellular component: nucleus. The coding region runs from base 1 to 1038 and encodes 345 amino acids. Gene Ontology annotation, biological process: mRNA export from nucleus. The transcript is spliced from 6 exons. The record is from RefSeq and is a predicted model, not a curated record.